Pichia membranifaciens NRRL Y-2026 is the source of this 2952-nucleotide messenger RNA. RefSeq lists its product as hypothetical. Bases 1 to 2952 code for a protein of 983 amino acids. Lineage: Eukaryota; Fungi; Ascomycota; Pichiomycetes; Pichiales; Pichiaceae. Gene Ontology annotation, molecular function: 5'-flap endonuclease activity. The transcript has a single exon. The record is from RefSeq and is a predicted model, not a curated record.
AUGACCAUAGACGGGUUUUGGAAAGAAGUUAAUGAGAAGAUACCGCUAGAACAAUACCGGGUUUCGUUUCCGGAUUAUAUAUACAGUCACUACAGCCGAAGGAGGAAAUUCUUGACCGUUGGAAUAGAUAUAUUCCAGUGGAUCUUUGAACACGCUAGUUUUGCAGAAUCGCAAUCUUACAACGGAUUUCCGGAAUCAGAGAAAUCGGUAGCGGUGGUGAUUGCCGGAAUCGCAAGUAAAUUGAGAUAUCUUAUAUCUUUGCCCUUGAAUUUCGUGAUAGUUUUUGAUGGGAAAAUUAAGUUUGAUAAACAUAGAUGGGAUAUAGAAAACGAAUCAUCUAAUGAUAUAAUAUUUGAGGAGAGAUACAAGGAUGACUUGGAUAGAAUACGAAAGGAUGAACAUAUCAUGAACGGGAGGUGUAUAACAUCAUUACUGGAGCUAUUGGAUGCAUGGAACAUCAGUUAUGUACACGCUCCUGGUGACGCAGAAAUAGAGCUCGCUAGAUUGAACAAAGCUGGAAUCAUUGAUGCCAUUAUAUCGAAUGAUGCAGAUGGCUUUGCUUAUGGGGCAAGUGUGAUUCUCAGGAACUUCUCUAAAUUUUCAAACGACAAACCCAGUACAGCAACAAAGGGUGGAAUCAGAAAAGGCAAUGAUUACUUCGUUACACCUGUAGAUGCAGAGCUCAUGAAACAACUUAAUCUUGACACAGACAAAAUUAUAUUUAUAGCAUGUUGUCAAGGCGACGAUUAUUCAAAGGGUGUCAAAGGGUUGGGCAUAAAGAAAGCCUGGGCUUUAGCCACAAACAAAAAUGCAGAUUUUGAUGCCGUUCAAGGGUUGAAAGACAUCUAUGUCAGUAAGACUAAUGAUGAAUACAUAAAAGGAAAUAUGCCUUACCCUUACAGAAAGCGCUUGGUAUUAUUGAGUGAAUAUAAGACCAAGCUCAUGGAACACAUUGCCGAUAACGGGAAAGCCUAUUUUGGACGAGUCCAUAGUUCUGAUGUAGUACUUCCGGAUGACUAUGUUAUUUCCAGCCAUUUUUAUCCACAUUUUUCCAAAUAUUUAUUUGAAUUUGAGUCAUUCGAGACAAACUUCAGUGAAUAUUCUGGUCUUUUGAACAACAAAUGUUAUUUUCCUUCAUUACCUCAACCUCUCAGCAUUGCAAAAUCCAUUGGCAAUCGGUACGAGGUAUAUCGUGGAAAUAGUUUAAAAGGUUUCAUGUGCUUUACGGUGUUUAAAGAGCAAAUAGGCUUAACUUCAGAACGGGUCAAAUAUACUUCUUUCCAUUGGUUCCAAAGCCUCAAUUAUGGGAGCUUGUUGAAGUGGACCAAAACUGGAAGAUCUCAAAGGGAAGGAAUGGAAUUUUUGGCUGAAUCUUUAGGCAGGUGCUACUUAUGGCGUGCUAUUGUGAAUACCAAAGAGUUAAACCUCAAAGCAGGGGAUAUUUUUAUUAAGAACCAAAAAAGUGUGCAGAUCAACUGUGAAGGACGAGAGUUCGAACAGGCCUUUUAUCAAGUCAAGUUCAAGCCACGUGAGAUUUUCAAAUCAAUACUUGGUUUGGAAGAAAACAUGGUGGACGUAAAUUUGAAUGACAUUGAAGAAGAACAUAUCCAUGUGUGGCUUUCCAGUUAUCUCUUUUUUGUUGAUGACAAUGGGAGAAAGCUAGUGGAGAUCUACAAUGACGAAAAGACUAAUAAAGCAAAUACACCAAAGACUACACCAAAACGGACCCCGAGAAAGAACAGGACCCCUUUGCAAAAGACAACUUUAGAUCUGCUUUCUGGUUCCUCAAAGUCACCAAUAAAAAUUUUGACUCUGAAGCCUGGCUUGCUAGAGAUUUCGGAAGCCAGCAAAAGCGUUACCGUCAAAAGGAGUGUUCUAGAUGUGGAUACGUCCAAUAUUUUAUCUUCUCCCAAGAAAAAGAUCAAACACAUCAUUAUUGAUGAUGAUGAGCCUGCGCCUAACCCAAUUUUGCUGGAGCCUUUUGAGGAAGAUGCUGAAAUUUCUAGAGUUUUAGAAAAUUCAGACUAUGUUGGCGGGAACUCAUUUAUUGAUAACAAUAGCAACAUAAAUGACAACGAUAGCAACAAAGACAGUAAUAUGAACGAAGACAUAUUUUUUGAUUCUCAUGAGAACCUUAACUCAUUUAUGGUUGAAUCACAUCAACCAGGGGUCGAGCGCUCAGAACAAAAAGAUAACAUUAUUGAUUCUGGCGGGAAAGAUAUAUACACAAGCUCACCCGGCCCAUUCAAUAAGUCGACAGGGCUUAUCCCUGCUCGAAAAGAGCUGAAGAAGGACAAAUUGACGAUACAUAGAGGCGUCAGUAAUCUGGACGAGAUGACACGGCUUCCAGAACUUCCACUCGGUCCAGAAAAUCGGGGAAGUCAUGAAGAUGAAGGAGGAGACCCUUUGCUCGGUAUCCAUUGCGAGAUAUUAGACGAUACUUUUUCAUCAACUGACUCCAUCGAAAAGUUGUUUGCCAAAGAAAACAAGAAUGAUGGUGAUGUGUCAAAUAAGGUGACAGCGGUCUGUGGACAGGCUGAGAAAAUAACCUUAGAUGAUACGUCUUCUUUCACGGACACCAUCGGAGGGAUAUUCGGCCUACAGCACCAUGCUACACACGAAACCCAUGGAACCCCAGAAGAGAUGCCUGCUACCGUCAGCAUAGAUCUCACUCCCAACUAUAGAUCAGAAAACAACUCUGACGUGGAGACACUGGAAGAAGCCACAUCCACGCCGGUCAAGAAAUUGCAAGCUUCUGGACCAGUAAAAAGUGGCUCCCUUUUGCAAAAUGCUCUCCACCAGGAACAUCAGCAGGAAAACAGCUACAGUUUGCCCAUCGGCUUUGACGGUAAGGAGAUCCUUCUCGCCGAAAGCACAGAUGACGAAAGCAUGUGGGUGGUGCCCGAGAAGAACCAACCUUCCGUCUUUGACGAGGACAUCUUGGAACUGUAA